This is a messenger RNA of Fraxinus pennsylvanica, 1539 nucleotides long. Lineage: Eukaryota; Viridiplantae; Streptophyta; Magnoliopsida; Lamiales; Oleaceae. The record is from the annotation of a GenBank genome assembly.
AUGGCAGUCAUGAGGUUGUUGCCAUAUUUUAAGGUUCGUGGCUUGGCCUUGAUGAUCGUGAUGACGUGUUGCAUGUUCUUGUUCUCGACGAACAUUGUAGAGGGUGUUGUAGGCAUAAAUUGGGGUAGAAUGACCACAAACAGACUGAUUCCAUCCAUGGUGGUAGAUUUGCUUUUACAAAAUGGGAUUCGUGAAGUGAAAAUGUUCAGCGCCAGUAAAAAUGUCCUGGAGGCCUUUUCCAGGAGCGGAAUUGAAGUCACCGUUACAAUUCCUAAUCAGAACCUCAAAUAUCUGCUAGACCCUAAAGCUGUCAGAAGAUGGAUUAACCAGCGGAUUAUCACUUUCAUAAGAGACGAAGUUGACAUAAGGAGCUUUUACAGAUAUGUCUGUGUCGGGACGGAUCCAUAUUCGAAAGCAUACAACAAUUUAACCUUUUAUUAUGCAUCUGAUGUGUUGAAAAUAGUUCAAAAUAGUCUCAAUGAUGCUGGUUAUGGAGAAAAAGUCAAAGCAAUAAUUCCACAUUUCUUUGAUGUCCUAAACACGAAUGUGUCGAAACCAUCAGAGGCAGAUUUUCGGCCUGAUAUAAAGGAUAUAAUGAUGGAUUUAGUACGUUUCCAGAGAGAAAACAAUGCUCCUUUUUUCAUGGACGUCUUCCCCAUCUACUAUGUUCACCUAAAGGGAUGGGACCCUGAAUUUGCUUAUCUUGAUAACAAAUCGAAUUUCUCCAUCGUGGACAAUAACGGCCUAAAGUACACGAAUGCAUUCGAUUUCCUUCACGAUUCAUUCCUUUGGGCAGUCAGGAAAGCCGGGGUGCCUGAUAUGAAACUGGUGGCGGGACAAGUUGGGUGGCCAACAGACGGCUAUCCUAAUGCGAGUCCUGAAAAUGCCGAGCGGUUUUACAAAAACUUCCUGCCCUCUGUCACCAGCAACCGAGGUACCCCACUGCAGCCUGGAGCCCCUAUCGACAUAUAUCUGCAUAGCCUAUCUGAUGAAAACUUGCUAAAAAUCGACAGGGGCGCAUUCCAACGCCACUGGGGGAUUUACAGAUUCGACGGCGUGCCUAAAUAUAAGAUUGACUUCACCGGACAAGGGCAUGAUAUCUUCCCAACCACGGCCCGAGGAGUGACCCGCAUGCCGCAGCGAUGGUGCAUAUUCAACGGAGACGUCAACAAUAUCACUGCAUUGAAAACUGAAUUCGAUAAGGCAUGUCAGAAAGCAGAUUGCACCCCUCUGGCGCCUGGAGGAUCCUGCAGUCACCUGGAUUUUGAACACAAUAUUUCUUACGCAUUCAAUAUGUAUUUCCAAAUGACGGGCCAGUAUGCCGAAAAUAAAUCAUGCAGUUUUCAGGGUUUAGGCAAGGUGGUUCCUGAUAAUCCAUCAAUUGGCACAUGCGUUUUCCCUGUGGAGAUAUUGGCUGCUGAAGAAGCCGUUGCUGGAGUAUCAUUUGGAGCUGCACUUUUACAUGCUACAAGUGGAGAAAUGAUUCAUAGAGGCCACGUAGGCCCUGUUAGUGUAGCAGUAUUGUUCUCUAGUGGUUAA